GGGUGUGUUGAGAUGGAGAUAUGCUUCUCUGUAGGGUAUCUAUUUUAGUGAUGAAAUCAUUAUUAGCCCAGGGGAAAUGAUGACUACUGGAUGUGCAAAACUACAGCAAGACAGUAAUGGUCAUUAAGUAUUUAUAGAGGAUAGCCACAUUAUGGGCUGGAUAUAAAAUAAACAGGACAACACCUGUCAUCCUAUCAAUAUUCAUUGGACAUUUACCUGCAUGAACUAACAGGAGGAGCAACAAUACCUGAAGUAAUUGCAUUUGAUAAUAGAAGAAGAUGCCAACUUGCAAACCAGAGGAAAUGUACUGGAUAGAAGGCUCUCAGAGGGAAAAUGGAUUGGAGCACUUCUACACGCUUGGUCAGGAGCUUGGAAGGGGAGCCACUUCUGCUGUUUUCAGAUGCGAGGAGAAGGGGACACAAAAACCUUAUGCUGCAAAGAUUAUGAAAAAGACUGUUGACAAAAAAAUUGUAAGGACCGAAAUUGGAGUGCUGCUGCGCCUUUCACACCCUAACAUUAUUAAACUCAAGGAAAUCUUUGAGACAUCAACCGAUAUUGUGCUAAUUCUAGAACUGGUUACAGGAGGGGAACUAUUUGACAGGAUUGUAGAGCGUGGAUAUUACAGUGAAAGAGAUGCAGCGUGUGUUGUACAACAAAUACUGGAGGCAGUUUCCUAUCUACAUGAAAAUGGAGUGGUUCACCGUGACCUAAAACCUGAAAAUCUUCUCUAUGCUGACAUGUCCCCCAAUUCUCUUCUUAAAAUAGCGGACUUUGGCCUGUCAAAAAUCAUUGAUGACCAAGUAGCCAUGAAGACUGUUUGUGGAACACCAGGAUACUGUGCACCAGAAAUUCUUCAGGGCUCCCCAUAUGGCCCAGAAGUUGACAUGUGGUCUGUUGGAGUCAUUGCAUACAUCUUGUUAUGUGGCUUUGAACCAUUUUUUGACCUACGGGGUGAUCAAUACAUGUACAGUAGGAUUCUUACUUGUGACUACGAAUUUGUUUCUCCAUGGUGGGAUGAAAUCUCUUUGAAUGCCAAGGAUCUGGUCAAGAAGCUGAUUGUGCUGGAUCCACAGAAAAGAUUAACGGUUUAUCAGGCUCUGCAGCAUCCCUGGGUAACGGGAAGAGGCGCUAAGGUUUCCCAUAUGGAUCAAACACAAAAGAAACUUCAGGAAUUUAAUGCAAAGCGCAAACUUAAGGCAGCCAUGAAAGCUGUAGUAGCUUCAAGCCGCUUAGGAAGCCACAGUCAUGUUGAGAACUCGAGAAGUCUGCAAAGCUCUGAUGUUCCACAAAGAUGUAAUUGUUCAGGUUCUGAUGCAGGAGAAAGCCAUUCGACAACUGAACAGCAACGUAUCUUGCAAGAACCAUCUCCUGAACCUGUACAACAGGAGCAUUCUAUAGUCAUUGGAACUGAUAGUUAACACCAGGGCUCAAGUCCUGCGGGAACGCGUGGGAACGGAGUUCCUGCACUUUUUUCACAGCUGGAACGCAGUU
Rana temporaria (common frog) is the source of this 1491-nucleotide messenger RNA. Its product is annotated as calcium/calmodulin-dependent protein kinase type IV-like. Bases 279 to 1418 code for a protein of 379 amino acids. The record is from RefSeq and is a predicted model, not a curated record. NCBI's taxonomy places the organism in Eukaryota, Metazoa, Chordata, Amphibia, Anura, Ranidae. Gene Ontology annotation, biological process: protein phosphorylation. The transcript is spliced from 12 exons. Gene Ontology annotation, molecular function: ATP binding; calmodulin binding; calcium/calmodulin-dependent protein kinase activity.